Cyphellophora attinorum is the source of this 1494-nucleotide messenger RNA. RefSeq lists its product as uncharacterized. Gene Ontology annotation, cellular component: mitochondrial inner membrane. Lineage: Eukaryota; Fungi; Ascomycota; Eurotiomycetes; Chaetothyriales; Cyphellophoraceae. The record is from RefSeq and is a predicted model, not a curated record. The transcript has a single exon. Gene Ontology annotation, biological process: inner mitochondrial membrane organization. The coding region runs from base 1 to 1494 and encodes 497 amino acids.
AUGCAGCAGGCACCAUGCCGCCUCUCUCAAGCUCUAUGGUCCGCGUUCCGCGCCGCAAAGCCGGUACAUAGGCCUCGUGCUUUCCCACACCAGAAUUUCCAUCGGCCAAAGCAGCCAUGGGCAGCACAAAGCUCGUCCAUUGUGAGGCAGGCGCGCUUCUACUCGGAAAAGGGCAAGGAGAUCGAGCGGAAAGUCCAAGACGCCAAAGACCGCAUAGAUGACUCGAUCGAGGCACGUGCGGCUGUUGCGGCGGAGUCCAAGACAGAAAUCAAAGAAGACGAUGAAGCUACGAUCAUAAAGACACGACCAGUCUCAUCGUCGAUAGUUGAGCCCCCAGCUACCUCCAGCGGCGCAUCUCCACAAGCUCAGCAGUCCUCACACGAUGCUGGCAGGAGUGCCACUCCUAGCUCGCAAGCAGAUACGACUGCGAACCUGCGAGCACGGUUUGGCGCAUUCAUGGACAACUUCCAGUCACACCUCUUCGUCGCCUCGCGGCGUCUGAACGAUCUCACUGGCUACACGACGAUCGAACAGCUGAAGAAUGACAUUUCGGCACAAGAAUCUUUGGUGCAACGUACCCGUCAAGAGGUCAAGUCUGCUCGUGACGCCUACUCGGCGGCUGUAGCAACCCGGUCUACGACGCAGCGCGAGGUCAAUGACUUGCUACAUCGCAAACACAACUGGUCACCCAAUGAUCUGGAGCGCUUCACAAAUCUGUACCGCAGCGACCACGCGAAUGAGCAGUCCGAGGUUGCUGCGCAGAAGGAAGUUGCAGAUGCCGAGACACGUUAUGAGGAGGCUUCGACGAAACUCGGUCGCGCUAUUCUAGCACGGUAUCAUGAAGAACAGGUCUGGAGCGACAAGAUUCGGCAGAUGAGCACAUGGGGCACCUGGGGUUUGAUGGGCUUGAAUGUACUGUUGUUUGUGGUCUUUCAGAUUCUCAUUGAGCCAUGGCGGCGGAGGCGGCUAGUGAAGGGGUUUGAAGAGAAAGUGGAGGUUGCCUUGCAGGAGCGUGAUGUCCAGCUCGCUGGGCUCAGAAGUUCAGUUGACUCACAUGCUGCUGCGACGGCAGCCGCCACCAGCCCUGGCGCGACAGCGACAUCGACACCGACGAUGGCCCCGUCGCCACCGACAGGAGCGCAAGCUAAAGCCGAAGCUGUCGCUGGAGCGAUCGCAGAACAUAUAGCGGACGCUGUCAGCGGCGCUACGCCACCUUCAUCGUCAACAUCGCAAGCAGACGCCGAAGCAGCGGCAGACGCGGUGGUGGCAAAGGAGAUCGCUGCCGAGCAGCAGCAGCAGAACGGAAACGGCAACGUUGUCUUUGCAUCUAGUGCAUCCGGGUACGCCUACUACGCCGAGGCCUUCCAACAGCUAUGGAGCGAGCAACGGACUCUGGUCGUCACACAGAGGGAGCUGACGACGCAUGUGCUUGAGGGCAUGCUGACGGGCGCGGCGGUGACGGGCCUACUGAUGGCGCUUCUGCGGCCCAGGUGA